Pseudophryne corroboree (corroboree frog) is the source of this 2994-nucleotide messenger RNA. RefSeq names its product carboxypeptidase Z (gene CPZ). NCBI's taxonomy places the organism in Eukaryota, Metazoa, Chordata, Amphibia, Anura, Myobatrachidae. Gene Ontology annotation, biological process: peptide metabolic process; protein processing. The transcript has 11 exons. Bases 336 to 2306 code for a protein of 656 amino acids. The record is from RefSeq and is a predicted model, not a curated record. Gene Ontology annotation, molecular function: protein binding; zinc ion binding; metallocarboxypeptidase activity.
UGCAUUCCCUGCAAGCUGUAUAUAAGACAUCAGCCUCCUUUACACAACCACUCACAGGCAGCCCAGCCAGCACUUCCAGCAGCCUUCUCCUGUAUACCUAGUACACAUCUCUACCAUUAAUGACUGCCCCAUGUGCAGACAGAGGGAUUAUCAGCUGAUCAGGGGGAAUCCUAUGCGGGAUUUGCAGUACAACUUGCAUCUGUGUAACAUGACCCAGGGGACGUAUUCAUUGUAAUACGUGAGCAACUUGGCUGUCUGGAGGAUAGAGCCCAGGCUGUGUGUGCACAGCUUCCUAUCACUGCCUCUGCCACAUCAGUCUGCUGCUCAGUGCUACCAUGGCUGGACACAGGCAUCCCCUGCUGCUGGGCUGCCUACUCACCCUCCUGGCUGGCUUCCUGCACUGCUCCCCAAGCUGCCCCCCUGGAGAUCGAGCCCUGGGUAGGUGCGUGGAUCCCGCAGCAGCAAAAGGAACAUGCAGUGAUAAUUCCCUGGGAUAUUGCGAUGAUUUACCCUACAGCAAAAUAAUGUUUCCAAAUGCAUUAAACCAUCAAUCAAGAGGGGACACAGAGUUUAGUGCCGAAUACAUUCUCCUAAGUGUUAUAGACAACUUGCUCCAAGGCGAGUGCAAUCCUGAUAUCAGACUUGUAGGGUGCUCCAUUCUCGCCCCACGGUGUGAGAAGAACAAGAUCAUUAAACCCUGCAGAAAGGUUUGUGACGCUUUGAAGAAAACUUGCCUUCCUGCCUUCGAUGCAAUUGACAUGGCAUGGCCUUAUUUCUUGGACUGCGACCGUUUCUUUGCUGGAGAAGAAGAAGGCUGUCAUGAUCCCUUGGAGAAACUAAGAGUUAAUGUAGAGAUAACCGCAGAAGACCAGCUUCCGCCAGCGGUAUCUACCUUCAUCCACUUCACUCACCACAGCUACACGCAGAUGGUCGGUGUAUUGAAGAAAACCGCAGGCAAAUGCUCGCACAUAGCUAAGACCUACAGCAUCGGGCGGAGCUUUGAAGGAAAAGAACUUCUUGUUGUUGAGUUUUCAACCAAGCCUGGGUACCAUGAGCAGCUUAAGCCUGAAGUGAGGUACAUUGCCAACAUGCACGGGAAUGAAGUUGUGGGAAGAGAAUUGCUGAUCUACCUGACUCAGUAUUUGUGCUCGGAAUAUCUCCUUGGAAAUCCCAGAAUCCAGGAAUUAAUCAACACUACCAGGAUUCACCUUCUGCCUUCCAUGAACCCAGAUGGCUAUGAGCUUGCAUCCGAGGAGGGUGCUGGCUACAACGGAUGGACAAACGGGCGAAUGACAGCUCAGAAUAUUGAUCUCAAUAGAAAUUUUCCCGAUCUGACUUCCGAAGUUCAUAAAUUAAUGAGAAUGCGCUUAGCGCGCGUUGACCAUAUGCCCAUCCCCCAGUCGUAUUGGGAGGGUAAGAUUGCACCAGAGACUAAAGCUGUCAUGAAGUGGAUGAGGUCCGUCCCAUUUGUUUUAUCCGGUAGCCUUCACGGCGGUGACCUGGUUGUUAGUUAUCCUUAUGACUUCUCUAAACACCCCUUGGAAGAGAAGAUGAAUUCUCCCACUCCAGAUGACAAGGUAUUUAAGAUGCUUGCAAAAACCUUUGUGGCCUCACAUCCCAAAAUGUCAGACAAAUCAACUGAAAGAUGUGGUGGCAAUUUUGUUACGAAAGGCGGAAUAAUAAAUGGUGCUGAAUGGUACAGCUUUAGUGGAGGAAUGUCAGAUUUCAGUUAUCUCCACACAAAUUGUUUUGAACUGACCCUGGAGCUGGGAUGUGAGAAGUUUCCAACUGAGGAUGAACUGUAUUCUGCCUGGCAAGACAACAAAGAGCCUUUGCUGAGCCUAAUUGAAAUGGUGCACCGUGGCAUUAAAGGAGUAGUCAAGGAUGAAUAUGACAAUCCAAUAAAAAAUGCUCGUAUCUCAGUAAAAGGAAUUCGUCAUGAUGUAACCACAGGUGAAGAUGGAGAUUACUGGCGACUUUUGAUUCCUGGUGUCCACGUGGUCUCGGCAGAGGCUUUCGGUUACUCUAAGGUUACAAAAAAAAUUACUCUACCAGCUAAAAUGACUAAGGCUGGACGCGUCGAUUUUGUCUUGCGCCGCGUUGAUGUGAAAAACCGAAAAUUUGACAAAGUUGCUCCAGAAGAUAUUUAUGAUCGAUUUGACCCACUGGAUUCUUUUAACCCUCAUGCCCAGCAUGGACAAGAUGAUCUAGAUGAAGAAUCUCAAGAUAGAGAAAAGCCUUGGUGGUGGUCUUAUUUCAGUAUGUUAGGUCAUAAUAGACCAUCAUGGUUACUUAAAAACAAUUGAACAUAAUAAGUCAUAUGUAAUUGAAUUGUAAAAUGGGUACAAUUGCUAUAUUUUCUUGCUACAGUAUAUGUGUCACCUUAGUUUUCUCAGUAUAACAUUCCAAACUGUUUGGCUGAUCUUAAUUACUUUUACAUGUUUUAAUUAACAUUAAUAUUAUUUUUCUCCAUGUUUUUUUUUUUUUUUUUGUAUUUUUAAUGCAGUUUUUAAACUUCUUGUAAAAAUGUUUGUAUAUUUUUAUGGUAAUGAACACAAGAUACAGUACUUUCAAAAAUACACAUAAUGCAAAAGGAUAAAUAAAAUUAAUGUAGAAUGUGUGCGCACAAGUUUAUAUUGCCAUUUUUUGUUAAUAUUUAUACUACAAUAUAUUAAAGAAAAUGCAUAAUUACUCCUUUUUCUUUAGGGUUUAGACUACAGAUCUUGUACUUGUGAAGUUUUUAUUUUGUAACAAUAAAGUUCAAAUCCAUUAGCUAUUUACAAUUGCCAUUUCAGUUACUCAAAAUGCUAAGCUUUAAAUAAAUGUAACAAUUUAUAACUUUAUUUCUUCACUAUUGCAAUAUAAUGUAGAAUGUUUUAUUGUUAACCAAAUGGGUAGUAGGCAGGUACAGUCAUUAGUGAAACCUAAUAAAUUAUUUGGAAUAAAGUGACCCAAUAUUUGGCUGCACCCAGUGACAGUCUUUCAUGAGAUUAA